ACACACACGGACUCUUUUAAUCUCUUUCUUUCUUCCUCCCCCAAAUUAAGGUUAGCGUUAGGGUUUCUCUCAGUGUGUGUGUGAGUGUGCGGCCGUCGGAGCAACGAUGACGGGGAAGGCGAAGCCGAAGAAGCACACGGCGAAGGAGAUCCAGGCGAAGAUCGACGCGGCGACGACGAAUCGCGGUGGCGGGAAGGCCGGAAUCGCUGACCGGACCGGGCAGGACAAAGGCGGACACGCCAAGUACGAGUGCCCUCACUGCAAGAUAACGGCGCCGGACGUCAAGUCGAUGCAGAUUCACCACGACUCGAAGCAUGCGAAGAUUCCCUUCGACGAGGAGAAGAUUGUGAAUCGCCACGCCAGCACCAGCACCAGCACCAGCCAGGCUCCAGCUGAAAAGCCCAAGCCCGGCGUUCGCGGCAGCCUCAAGAAGUGAAGAAGGAGCCUAAUAAGAAGAAGAAGAAGAAGAAGAGCAAGGAAGAUGGGUUGUCUUGUUUUCAGUCCUUUCUUUGUGUUUGUGUUUGGGGUUAGAUUGAUGGGUAUGGGAAUAGUGCUGAUGGGUAUGGGUGGAGGUGUGGACUGAUGAUGAUGUAUAUUUGUGUUCUUAUGCCUAUGAUAAUCAAGAUGGUGAUUAUUUGUGUUCUGA
Molecule: messenger RNA, 646 nt
Organism: Rosa rugosa (rugosa rose)
Lineage: Eukaryota; Viridiplantae; Streptophyta; Magnoliopsida; Rosales; Rosaceae
Product: protein METHYLENE BLUE SENSITIVITY 1-like
Exons: 1
Coding region: 107-436 (109 amino acids)
Source: RefSeq, a predicted model, not a curated record